Messenger RNA from Canariomyces notabilis, 339 nucleotides. RefSeq lists its product as uncharacterized. Lineage: Eukaryota; Fungi; Ascomycota; Sordariomycetes; Sordariales; Chaetomiaceae. Bases 1 to 339 code for a protein of 112 amino acids. The transcript has 2 exons. The record is from RefSeq and is a predicted model, not a curated record.
AUGUGCGUCACAACACCAGCAAGCAACGGCCCCGCGCCGCAACCGAUAACCACCAACCUAGGCGUAGGCCAAUGCGCCGGCCCAGCAGCAGCAGGUGCUGAGAUCCUUGAUAUGGAAGACGCACACGUCCCACACAGACGCCACCUCCCCGCGAGCGUGAGCGCAGCACACGAGGGCAUGGACGACCCCGAGGCCAGUUUCGAGCUGCUUUUCGCGUCCUCAGGCGACUACGACUGCGCCUGCGAGGACAUGCAGAUGGUGCUGCUCGAGUUUGUGGCCGAUCCCGUGUCGGCCGGGCAUGGAUCCGCGGCGGGGCAUGUACGGAGUGACUCGUUCUAA